Molecule: messenger RNA, 1361 nt
Organism: Penaeus vannamei (Pacific white shrimp)
Lineage: Eukaryota; Metazoa; Arthropoda; Malacostraca; Decapoda; Penaeidae
Source: RefSeq, a predicted model, not a curated record
UCCAUAAGCGUGUAUUUAUUUUUACUCUUUAUUUAGUGUCAUGAUUUAACCGAUAUUCCUUUUUCACCCUAUUUGUGUGUUGUUCCCCACUAUAGCUGAUGGUCGAAGUUCCAUCGCAGUCGCUAAAUGUAGCAAAGGGGCUGCAAACGAUAGCGGUAUUCAUGAGCAAACUGUGGUGGACGGUGGGUCGUUGGGUGAAGGUAAAGGUCUGACGGGAAGUGCCUCGGAGGCCUCAGAGGGAGGAAGUGAAAAGGAAACUGUGGACGCAAGCAAUAAAAGGAAAUUAAUCACGCAAGAGCCAGUCAAAGUCAAUAAAGCUAAACGGGGAAAGAAAGAAGUCACGGUACCUGAUGACCUUGAAAUAGGUAACACAGAGAACUCUCAAAGCUGUAAGAAGGAUGCCAUGGUUUAUAAAUUUACGGACGUAGAGACGGAAACAAAAAUUGAAGACGACCAGGAAAAGACAGUGUCGAAAUCUGUCGACAUGACUGUCUAUGAUGAAAUCAUGCAAGUGGAGGCGGAAGACAGCGAUGAGAGCGAGGAGAACAGCACUCUCAUCGUCCGAGGCUUCCUAGAGGGUACGUCGUCCUCGGAGGUGCCUCGUGGCGGGCUGCGGGUUCUGGCCUCUUGCAGCAUCCAUCGUCAAGAGAACGUCCAGAAAACUGUUAUCACCGCUGAAACAGACGUGGGUGACGAUAACGUGGCAACCUCCUCCAUAGUCCAUCUUAAACGGACAGUUGACAUUGAAAAUUACAAAGCCUUGGUAUCCGAAAGCGAGUCCGACUCUGAGUCCGAGUCGAGAACUUUGGAAAAGCGAGAUUCCAGAUGUGCUUUGCUUUUGACGAAGACGCCGAGUGUGACCGUCGAGGAAGUGCCGCCGGCCGCGGGAGAAGCCCUCGAGGCGGAGCGCGGCAGGGCGGGGCCGGAGACCGACGUGAACUGGAACGUAAUUCCAGAGACGCGCAGUCAGCGGUGCCUGGUGGACCGUGAUGUGCCUCCGGUAGGUGAAGACGCGGACGCGGUGUCUAAGGCUCUAGACCUGGCUAAAUCUGCGAAUAGCGAGACUGCAGAUGCUAGUAGUGUUUUGGAUGAAGGGAAGGAGAAACCUGGGGAGGCCGGGUUGCCCAGGGACGCGAAAGCGAAAAAAGCGAAACACGAGAGGCUAAGUACAGGCCCCCUUGACGCCAGUGGAGGUAAAGAGACGAGGAAUGGAGAUCAGUGUAAUCUUCGGCUGUUUUCAUGUUCUAACAUGAGCCAACAAAGAUGCUUUCUUAAUCAAACAGUUUUAUUUUAUACGCACUUACGAUGAAACAACACAUUAAUCUUGUAGAACGUUCAUUGUAGUCUAAAGCGUAAAAAUA